GGUGAAGAAGUGUCCCAUUAAUGGAGCUCCUCUCCGGGGGUCUUUUCUGCUCCUGUCACCGCCGUCCAGCCCGCAGACGGGACAGACCGGGAGAGGGACAUGGAGGAGGACGCAGCAGCAGCAGCAGCAGCAGCCGCUUAGCGCAGCUCAGCAGCGGGCAGGAGGAGGACGCACACCGCGCUGCACCUGCCGGGGACCCGCAGCGGGCAGGCAGCCACUGCUUCUUUAACUUUUCCUCAACUUGCCGGCGGAGCUGCGGCUCCAGCAGUGAGCGUGAAGCGCGGGGCCAUGCGUGCCGAACACCGGGCGAGUUUCCUUUCGUGCGUAACGGCGUUUUGAAGAGUUGGAGGUGUUUGGACAAACUUUGCUGAAAGUGAGGCGAGUCUUUUCCGCUCUCCGCAGACUGAGACUGAACUCAUCCCGGCCCGGCCCGGCCCGGUCCGGCUCAGCAGAAUAAUGCCUCGCCCGGGGAGGAACACGUACAGCGACCAGAAGCCUCCGUACUCUUACAUCUCCCUCACGGCCAUGGCCAUCCAGAGCUGCCCGGAGAAGAUGCUCCCGCUCAGUGAGAUUUACAAGUUCAUCAUGGACCGGUUCCCGUACUACCGGGAGAACACGCAGCGGUGGCAGAACUCCCUGCGGCACAACCUCUCCUUCAACGACUGCUUCAUUAAGAUUCCCCGCAGGCCGGACCAGCCCGGUAAGGGCAGCUUCUGGGCUCUGCACCCGAGCUGCGGCGACAUGUUUGAGAACGGGAGUUUUCUGCGGCGCAGGAAGCGCUUUAAAGUGGGCGGCAUGCAGGCCACGGACCCGCUGGCGCCCAGCAAGCCGCAGGACGCCGCCCACUACCUGCAGCAGCAGGCCAAGCUGCGCCUCAGCGCGCUGCACGCCGCCGCGCACCUCCCGCAGAUGACGGGCGGAUACAACCUGAGCCCCGCGUCGCAGCCGUCCAGCUUCAAACACCCGUUCGCCAUCGAGAACAUCAUCGCCAGAGAGUACAAGAUGCCGGGCGGGCUGGCGGCCUUCUCCACCGCCGGGUACCCGCUCCACAACCAGCUGACCCCGGCGUGGCCGCACAUGUACGGCUCCGGGAUGAUGGACACCGCGGCUCCCAUCUCCAUGGCCACCAGCGACUACUCUGCCUACGGCAUGCCGCUCAAGUCCAUCUGUCACGGCGGACAGACUCUGCCCGCCAUCCCGGUGCCCAUCAAACCCACGCCCGCCUCCAUGCCGGGCCUGCCGGGGCUGCCCACGCACAUCCCGGCUUUCCUGGCGAACUCGCCCCAGUCUCUGAGCCCCACCUCCCCGCAGACAGCCACCGGCCAGAGCAGCCCGGCCGGCCCCGGAGAGGCGCUGUCCUCCUCGGCCGCCACGACGCUGCAGUCCGCGGUGGCGGUGCACUGACGGGAGUCUGACUGUGUUCUCUCUGUUUUUAUAUAUAUAUAUAUAUAUAUAUAUAAAAACUCUUUAAAAAAGGGAAAAUGACGAACUUUAACUCCAAAGCAGUGUUUCAUCUCCAGGACGCAAAGUGCGCAGAAGUGCGAGGACGCGCGUUAAUGAUUAGGAUAUUUUUUUGUUUUUUUUUUGAAAAGAGAGAAAUUCAUCCAUCAACCUGCCGGGCAAAGAAACAGCAGGCUGACCUCUGACCUCCAGUAAACAAACACAUAUAAUGCUACAUAUUUUCGACAGAUGGCUAAUUAGUUGUUUUAUUUCUGUGAAUCAGUUUUAUGUCAGAAACUAAAAUCAUCUGGCUGAGUUAGGAUCUCUGUCCCUCCGCAUUCCUGCGCAGCAGCUCGGCGCUACCGCUCGGAUGUGUCGGGACAGAUUAUCUGGAUCUUUUGUGUUUGCAGCCUUUUCUCCUGCGGCAGAGAGAUUAAUGACUGUUAGAGAUUUCUCCGGCCUCUCUGCUGUUUUCUCUUCUGCUCCCGAAACAAAAGUCAAACCCAUGAGAAGUACCUUUUUUUUUGUUUGUUUUUUCCCACUUGCGGGAUUUUUUCUUCCAAAAGUAGAAAUAAACUCAAACGAAAGUGAAGAAGAACAUUUUCAUAAAUAAACGCAAACUAGCAUUUGGUGAACCGAAUAAUCACCCAGUCAUUUUUAUUAUUAUUAUUAUUUUUUUUAAAUUCAGUUUUAUAAUCCACAUGAACAAUCACAGAGAUGAGAAGAUGAAAUGAGACUUGAAAUCAUAUUUAUGUCAGAGGUUAUGAAAGAAGAAAAAAACACACUGGAGAUAUUUGACCACGGCUGCAAGGAUCUGCUGUCUCUGAUGCACUUUUUAAAAAAAGGAAAUAGAUGUUUUUUAUUGAGUAGCUGACAGCCGUGUUAGUUUCAUUUCCAGUUCUUUUUUAAAACAGCUGUAAAAUGACCCGCUGUCUGUGUGUUUGUACUGCUGCAUGCUCCUCCUGUCUGAACAAGUAAAAAAUAAUUCAGUGUUUGUAAGAUGUUGUUUUUUUUUUUUUUUUUGGGCUGAAAGCAUAAAGCAUGAACACGAA
Siniperca chuatsi (mandarin fish) is the source of this 2492-nucleotide messenger RNA. RefSeq names its product forkhead box protein B1-like. Bases 457 to 1404 code for a protein of 315 amino acids. The record is from RefSeq and is a predicted model, not a curated record. Gene Ontology annotation, molecular function: DNA-binding transcription factor activity, RNA polymerase II-specific; RNA polymerase II cis-regulatory region sequence-specific DNA binding. Gene Ontology annotation, biological process: anatomical structure morphogenesis; cell differentiation; regulation of transcription by RNA polymerase II. The transcript has a single exon. Lineage: Eukaryota; Metazoa; Chordata; Actinopteri; Centrarchiformes; Sinipercidae.